Messenger RNA from Xiphias gladius (swordfish), 981 nucleotides. RefSeq names its product ATPase H+ transporting V1 subunit F (gene atp6v1f). Bases 137 to 496 code for a protein of 119 amino acids. Gene Ontology annotation, biological process: proton transmembrane transport. NCBI's taxonomy places the organism in Eukaryota, Metazoa, Chordata, Actinopteri, Istiophoriformes, Xiphiidae. The record is from RefSeq and is a predicted model, not a curated record. The transcript has 2 exons. Gene Ontology annotation, molecular function: proton-transporting ATPase activity, rotational mechanism. Gene Ontology annotation, cellular component: proton-transporting V-type ATPase, V1 domain; membrane.
CUCUGUAACUAAACCGGAAGUUGCAGUCAGCUGAUAUUCUCACAUGAUCUGUAUGAUCUGCAUGAUCUGUCAGUAAAAAAAAGGCUGAAUAUUUUCUCCGUUUCUCGGUUAAAUCUUAAUAUUUGAACGCUCCGCGAUGGCCGGCCGCGGGAAACUGAUCGCCGUGAUCGGUGAUGAGGACACUUGCACCGGCUUCCUGCUCGGUGGGAUCGGUGAACUCAACAAGAACCGAAAACCGAAUUUCUUGGUGGUGGAGAAGGACACUAGCAUCACGGAGAUCGAGGAGACCUUCAAGAGCUUCUUGGCGCGUAACGACAUUGGCAUCAUCCUGAUCAACCAGUUCAUCGCUGAGAUGAUCCGUCACGCCAUCGACGCUCACAUGCAGUCGAUCCCAGCCGUGCUGGAAAUCCCAUCCAAAGAGCAUCCGUACGACGCGUCCAAGGACUCCAUCCUGCGCCGGGCCAAGGGCAUGUUCUCAGCCGACGACUUCCGAUAAACAACAAACUGUCCAAACGCACAAACACACAGAACGUUUACACACUGUGUGAUUAAUAGAAAUGUCCCUGAGAUGUUGUUUUCCUGCACAGUGAUGGUGGAUUAUCUGUAUCAGUAACUGAACAUAUUGAUUUGUUCCUGUUCAUUCCACUUCACGUUGUUUUCAGUUUUUAUUUCUGCCUUUUGGAAACAAGUCUGGAAACAUUUUGCUUUAAUUUUCACUAAAAACAAUUUUUCAGGAAGUGGAGGAUAUUUCGAUUUACAUGUGACUGAGUCUCAUUCUGUCGCUUUUAGACAAAUAUAAAGUUUUCCUUCCUCUGCUGGAAAUAUCUCAUGUGAUGGAAAUUAUUACAAAAUGGAAACAGUGAUGUGUUGUUUUUUUGCUUUUUGUUUUUGUCUGGUCAGCCAGUUUGGGAUUGUUUAAAUAUAUUAACUUAUAAAAUAUAAUAGAUGUUGAGGAAAAUAAAUGCUCUUGUUGGCUGUGAA